GAGGAGGAAAGACAGGAUGGUAUAAAGCAAGAGACCAGACAUUGCUCUGCCACAGUUGCUCUGAGGUCCUGGGAGAGAGAAGGAGUACACACUCUUCUUCCCGCUUCUCGUCUGUCCGCCUCUCCUAAUACUUGAAAAAAGAGACUUCGCCACCCGCAGGUUCCAGAGGAGUAAAUAUAACAAAGGGGGUCUCUUUCCCGCUCCUCCUUCAUAUUUUGCAAAGAUCUGUUGCACAGACAAGAAGACAUCCCUUUGAGGAGUGUUUCUUCUCUCAUCCCAAUUCCACUGAGCAGAACAUGGCCAGAAGUCCCACUCCGACUUGGACUGUCGUACCAUUUGGGCUACUCUUCCUAGUCCAUGGAAUCCAUUGCUUUUUCUUGCCCAAUGCUACCGAGUUGGAAAGCAUCCUCAGUAAAUACCAGGAGGAGCAGCCCCACUCAAGGACCAAGAGAGCCAUUUCUCGAUCGGACAAAGAAGAGAUUCUAAUGCUUCACAAUAAACUGAGAGGUCAAGUCUACCCUUCAGCAUCCAACAUGGAAUACAUGAGAUGGGACGAUGAGCUGGAGAGAUCGGCCGAGUCCUGGGCCCAUGAAUGCAUUUGGGAUCAUGGGCCUGCCACCCUUCUUAGGUCUAUUGGUCAAAAUCUGGCUGUUCACUGGGGCAGGUAUCGCUCUCCAGCUUUCCAUGUCCAGUCUUGGUACGAUGAAGUGAAAGAUUAUACCUAUCCCUAUCCCCACGAAUGUAAUCCCUGGUGUCCAGAGAGAUGUUCAGGACCGAUGUGCACCCACUACACACAGGUGGUCUGGGCAACAACAAAUAAGGUUGGCUGUGCUGUGAACGUCUGCAAAAGGAUGGACGUGUGGGGCCAAAUCUGGGAGAAUGCUGUCUACCUGGUCUGCAACUACUCUCCUAAAGGCAACUGGAUCGGAGAAGCACCUUAUAAAAACGGCAGGCCGUGUUCUGAAUGCCCGCCUAGCUAUGGAGGAAGGUGCCAGAAUAAUCUCUGUUACAAAGAUGACGGUUACGUCCAAAAACCCGAGACCGAAGAGACCAAUGAAGUGGAGACGCCCCAGGUGUCGGACAGCAAACCUGUGUGGAAGCCCAAAGCCACAAAACCUGUGAAAGAAAAGCCAACCGCUGUGUCUUACAUGACACAAGUGAUCAAGUGUGACACCAAAUUGAGGGAUAAAUGCAAAGGAUCGACAUGUAACAGAUACCUGUGUCCUGCUGGCUGCUUGAACAAUAACGCAAAAGUGUUUGGAACCUUUACCUAUGAAAGCUCAUCCAGUAUAUGUCGGGCUGCCAUCCAUUCUGGGGUGCUGGAUAACAGAGGAGGCCUGGUAGACAUCACCAGGAAAGGCAGAGCAGAUUUCUUUGUGAAGUCUUCAAGAAAUGGCAUCCAAUCAUCAAGCAAAUUCAAACCUUCUAAUUCCUUCAUUGUUUCGAAAGUCACAGUGCAGACUCUGGAUUGUUACACCACAGUAGCGGAGCUUUGCCAGUUCAAGAAGCCAGCCACUCAUUGCCCAAGGUCUUACUGCCCAGCUUACUGCAAAGAUGAGCCAUCCUACUGGGCACCAGUGUAUGGCACCAACAUUUACGCAGAUAAUUCCAGUAUCUGCAAGGCUGCUGUGCAUGCAGGGGUCAUUGGGGACAACGCUGGUGGGUACGUGGACGUGAUGCCUGUGGAGAAGAAGAAAUCCUACAGUGGCUCUUCAAAGAAUGGGAUCCAAUCUGCAAGCUUAAAGACACAGACAGAAGGAAACGCCUUCCGAAUCUUUGCCGUGAAGCAAUAAAUUUCCAAGAAGCGGAACCCCGUCUUUUGGGAGGAGGAG
Molecule: messenger RNA, 1832 nt
Organism: Podarcis raffonei (Aeolian wall lizard)
Lineage: Eukaryota; Metazoa; Chordata; Lepidosauria; Squamata; Lacertidae
Gene: CRISPLD2
Product: cysteine rich secretory protein LCCL domain containing 2
Exons: 15
Coding region: 297-1793 (498 amino acids)
Cellular component (GO): extracellular region
Source: RefSeq, a predicted model, not a curated record